Saxophila tyrrhenica is the source of this 705-nucleotide messenger RNA. RefSeq lists its product as uncharacterized. Lineage: Eukaryota; Fungi; Ascomycota; Dothideomycetes; Mycosphaerellales; Extremaceae. The coding region runs from base 1 to 705 and encodes 234 amino acids. The transcript has a single exon. The record is from RefSeq and is a predicted model, not a curated record.
AUGGAACCCUCGAGCAACAACUCGAAACUGACUCCGCUCGGGGCACUGGGCCGCCUUCCAGGAGAACUUCGUAACCAGCUCUACGACAUCAUCGUUUCAAGCCAAGAAGAUGUCUCGGUCAACGCAGAUGGAAGGCUAUUUCAGCACCCGCUAUCGCAGACCUCAAAGGAGGUACAAAAAGAGUUCCACCCCUUGUGGUACGCGGGUGUACUCACCCACACUCCGACGGUCAAGGUCCACCUGCGCAACUUCGUCUACCGAUCGCCGUCUCCUUUGGUGGCUUUCGAAGCGGUACGCUCUGCGAAGACUAUCUCAGCAAUCACCUCCGAGACGUCUAUCCAGCCGCCGAUCAGCCUCGAGGCCAUUGUGCACUCUCUUCCAACCCCAGCAUCAAACGUCAACCGAACGACCGUCAUUCGAAUCUGGCUCACCAAUCCUUUCGACUCUGAUGUGCAGCUCCGCAAGUUCUGCAGCCUCAUGCCAAUGCUCGAACAUCAGCUGCAGGACACUCUGAAGGUCGAGAUCCGCUGGGACCGUGAGAGUUUCGACACUAACUACUGCCAGGAGCUGCUCGAAAGGCUGGGGUUCCGGCAUUACGGGCCGUGGCUCACGCACGAAGGCCAAGCGGUACUUGCUGGACGCAUUCUUCGUGCUGCUUUUGCUGAAGCGUUCGUCCGCUACGAAGGGCCGGAGAAGGAUUUGUGA